AAAACGGAGAAUUAUCUUGUUAUGUAUAACAUAUGGGUAAAGAAGCUAAUAAUUACAAAAUGCUAACAAUACCUUUUUGUAAAAGAAAGAAAAAAGAUUAGAAAAAUGAAUGUUUGACUCCAUCAUGCAGUCAAUCGGGCUUGUCAGUCCUGAAAAGGAAACUUCCAUUAAACUAUCAUUGGCACACCGUCAAGCAAAUUUAACAAGAAAAAAGAAAAACAAAAGAAAAGGAAAGUACUAGCUGAUCGCAUUAAGAAUGGCUGGUGGGUCAGACAUAUUAUAUAUAUGUAUGCCAGUUAAUCACAACUGCGGCAAUUCAUUUAAGUUUCUGGAAAAAGGAAGGAAAAAAGAAGAGGAGAGAAAAAGAAAUGGGGAGUUUUGUUAGUCUGAUUUGUUUACAUGUUUUUCUUGUAUUUUUGCUCUUCUCUCACAUUACUGCCUCCCAGAAAGUUGUGACCUCUCUGCCUGGUUUUGAUGGCCAACUUCCAUUUUAUCUUGAAACUGGGUACAUUGGCGUAGGUGACUUCAAUGAGUCGCAGCUGUUUUACUAUUUUGUGAAGUCUCAGAGAAGUCCUGCAUUAGAUCCUCUUCUUCUUUGGAUCAGUGGUGGCCCUGGUUGCUCAUCUUUCACUGCAUUCUUAUACGAAAAUGGCCCAAUAAUUUUCAAUUACUCCAACUACAGUCCAGGUUUGCCAUCCCUACAGUUGAACCCUUCUGCAUGGACACAGGGCCUCAAUAUAUUAUAUCUGGAUGCACCAGUAGGCACUGGAUUCUCUUACUCAACUACCCAAGAAAAUUACCAUGUUGAUGACCAGAACUCUACAGCUCAAAUUUAUGAGUUUUUACGAAAGUGGUUAAUUGACCGCCCUCAGUAUCUUGCAAAUCAACUAUUUAUUGGUGGUGAUUCCUAUUCAGGCAUUCCUGUACCCCUCAUCGUUAAAAAUAUACUUGAUGGUAAUGAAGCUGGAGUGCAGCCAACUAUGAAUCUAAAAGGAUAUGUACUUGGGAAUCCAAAGACAGAUUAUUUUCUGGACUUAAAUGCAAGAGUCCCAUUUGCUCAUAGAUUGACACUCAUAUCAGAUCAAAUCUAUCAGGAUGCCAAAGUAUAUUGCCAUGGGGAUUAUGUAAAUAUAAACCCAAGCAACACCAACUGUGUUUCAGCUAUGAAUGCGUUUCAUGAGAUGAUUCUCGAAAUAAAUAUAAUGCAAGUAAUAGAGCCUACUUGCCAAACUGCAACGCCAAGAACAAAGGGUGCACAAGGAAGACGGUCACUGGAUGAGAAGGACCUGAAAGAAGAUCUGAAUAUUUCAGGACUAAAUAAAAGAGCAUAUUGGUGCCGGAACUAUUACUAUGUGCUGUCUGAUAUCUGGGCCAAUAAUAAAAGGGUCCGGGAGGCUCUUCAUGUCAGAGAGGGCACAACUGGAGUUUGGACGAGGUGCAAUUUCAGCGUAGCCUACACAAAAUCAGUGACAAGUACAAUUGAUUAUCACAAAUACUUCAGCAAGCAAAACCUUCGAGCUCUGGUAUACAGUGGUGAUCACGACCUGAAUAUACCCCAUAUUGCUACACAGAAUUGGAUUCAUAUGCUCAACUUGAGCAUCAACGAAUAUUGGCGGCCAUGGUUUGUGAACGGUCAGGUUGCUGGCUAUACAGAGAAGUACAUGAAUGGUGAUUACACUUUGAUAUUUGCUACAGUUAAAGGUGCGGGUCACGAUGCUCCAGAGUACAAGCCAACCGAAUGUUAUGCCAUGAUUGACCGUUUCUUUGCUUAUUUUCCUCUUUAAAUAGAAGUGUUUUACUUAUAUUCUAUAUAUUUUAUUUAGUAAAACAGAAGAAAAGAAUUAAAAAUAUUCAGAUUUUUUAGAAUUA
Ricinus communis (castor bean) is the source of this 1869-nucleotide messenger RNA. Its product is annotated as serine carboxypeptidase-like 17. Bases 369 to 1784 code for a protein of 471 amino acids. Gene Ontology annotation, biological process: secondary metabolic process; proteolysis. Gene Ontology annotation, molecular function: serine-type carboxypeptidase activity; acyltransferase activity, transferring groups other than amino-acyl groups. Lineage: Eukaryota; Viridiplantae; Streptophyta; Magnoliopsida; Malpighiales; Euphorbiaceae. The record is from RefSeq and is a predicted model, not a curated record. The transcript is spliced from 14 exons.